AUGGAGGAAAUAGAUGGAGGAGGAGAGAUGGAGGAGGAGGAGGAGAGAGAGAGGGAGGAAUUGAUGGAGGAGGAGGAGGAGAGAGAGAGGGAGGAGAGAGGAUGGAAAAGAGAGGAGAAAGGACAGAGAGAAGAAAGAGGACAGAGGAGAGAGAGGAGCAGUUUCCGUGUGUCCGUGAACGCAGCAGCGCAGCCUCUUUCCAACAUGUCUGUGUACGGGCCCGUGGUGAAGAUCCACCCGGUGGUUUUAGCCUCCAUCUGCGACUCCUACGAGCGGAGGAACGAGGGGGCGAGCCGCGUGAUCGGGACCCUGCUCGGCACCAUCGACAAACACUCGAUAGAAGUCACCAACUGCUUCUCUGUGCCGCACAAUGAGUCCGAAGACGAGGUUGCUGUGGACAUGGAGUUUGCCAAAAACAUGUACGAGCUUCACAAGAGAGUGUCUCCGACUGAAGUCAUCAUUGGUUGGUACGCCACAGGGUUCGACAUCACAGAGCACUCGGUGCUGAUCCAUGAGUAUUACAGCCGAGAGGCCUCUAACCCCAUCCACCUGACUGUGGACACGGCUCUGCAGAGCGGGAAGAUGAACAUCCGAGCAUACGUCAGGUCUGUGCCGUCACAGACACACUACAGACACAGGCCCUACAGACACAGGACCUACAGACACAGGACCUACAGACACAGGCCCUACAGACACAGGACCUACAGACACAGGACCUACAGACACAGGCCCUACAGACACAGGCCCUACAGACACAGGCCCUACAGACACAGGACCUACAGACACAGGCCCUACAGACACAGGCCCUACAGACACAGGACCUACAGACACAGGCCCUACAGACACAGGACCUACAGACACAGGACCUACAGACACAGGACCUACAGACACAGGACCUACAGACACAGGCUCUACAGACACAGGACCUACAGACACAGGACCUACAGACACAGGCUCUACAGACACAGGCCCUACAGACACAGGACCUACAGACACAGGCCCUACAGACACAGGCUCUACAGACACAGGCUCUACAGACACAGGCUCUACAGACACAGGCCCUACAGACACAGGACCUACAGACACAGGCUCUACAGACACAGGCCCUACAGACACAGGCCCUACAGACACAGGCCCUACAGACACAGGCUCUACAGACACAGGCCCUACAGACACAGGACCUACACACACAGGACCUACACACACAGGCCCUACAGACACAGGCCCUACAGACACAGGACCUACAGACACAGGACCUACACACACAGGACCUACACACACAGGACCUACACACACAGGACCUACAGACACAGGACCUACACACACAGGCCCUACAGACACAGGUUCUACAGACACAGGACCUACAGACACAGGUUCUACAGACACAGGACCUACAGACACAGGACCUACAGACACAGGCCCUACAGACACAGGCCCUACAGACACAGGCUCUACAGACACAGGACCUACAGACACAGGACCUACACACACAGGCCCUACAGACACAGGUUCUACAGACACAGGACCUACAGACACAGGACCUACAGACACAGGUUCUACAGACACAGGCCCUACAGACACAGGCCCUACAGACACAGGCCCUACAGACACAGGCUCUACAGACACAGGCUCUACAGACACAGGACCUACACACACAGGCCCUACAGACACAGGCCCUACAGACACAGGCCCUACAGACACAGGCCCUACAGACACAGGACCUACAGACACAGGCCCUACAGACACAGGCUCUACAGACACAGGCUCUACAGACACAGGCUCUACAGACACAGGACCUACAGACACAGGCCCUACAGACACAGGACCUACAGACACAGGCCCUACAGACACAGGACCUACAGACACAGGCCCUACAGACACAGGCUCUACAGACACAGGACCUACAGACACAGGCCCUACAGACACAGGCCCUACAGACACAGGCUCUACAGACACAGGCUCUACAGACACAGGACCUACACACACAGGCCCUACAGACACAGGCCCUACAGACACAGGCCCUACAGACACAGGCCCUACAGACACAGGACCUACAGACACAGGCCCUACAGACACAGGCUCUACAGACACAGGCUCUACAGACACAGGCUCUACAGACACAGGACCUACAGACACAGGCCCUACAGACACAGGACCUACAGACACAGGACCUACAGACACAGGCCCUACAGACACAGGCCCUACAGACACAGGCCCUACAGACACAGGACCUACAGACACAGGACCUACAGACACAGGCUCUACAGACACAGGCUCUACAGACACAGGACCUACAGACACAGGCCCUACAGACACAGGCUCUACAGACACAGGACCUACAGACACAGGCCCUACAGACACAGGCCCUACAGACACAGGCCUGGAGUAGUGUUUGACCCCAUCCACGCUGAUAUGAGGAACUGGCUCAAACCUUACACCACCCAGUGA
Knipowitschia caucasica is the source of this 2448-nucleotide messenger RNA. The record is from the annotation of a GenBank genome assembly. Lineage: Eukaryota; Metazoa; Chordata; Actinopteri; Gobiiformes; Gobiidae.